CUUCCCCUUCUCAUUCUCUUGGGGCGCCGUCUUCUCUCCACUCCCUUUGUCUCCUCAUUGCCGCUUUUUGUCGCUGUUACAUUCAUCCCUCAUUCCUCAUUCCUCAUUCCUCAUUCCUUCGACCGCCUCUAUACAAACCUUAUUGAGUGCUUUGUGCUUCAAAUUAAAAUGACCGCUACAGGGUCACCAAACUUCCUUGGUGUGCUUGCCCGAUACCACUCAAGCAGAACUCGCCAUCGGAUCGCCAUCCUCCUCGCCCUCUCACUCUUAAUCCUUUCAGGCUCCCUCCUUGUCCUGCACGUCUCCAGCGGCCAAUUGAGCCAGUCUGAAGAAGACUACGCCUCCUCCUCCGUCACUCGUUGGACAGCCCGGCGAUUCAGCGAUCGCCAACAUUCCGAACAUGUUAACGCACAGAAUGAGGAGGAGACGGUUGCGCGGUACAGGAGCCUACACCAGGGUUUCGGUCGUCCACGCGCGGCGCUCCCUCAUCACAACACAUUCCACGACGAAAAAGAGCAGGCGUUGAUGCAGCAGCAGCUCGAGAGGCAAGAGGAUCAGCUACGACAAUUGCCCUUCGAGCAGCAAUACGAAAAUCCAUCACAACAACUUCAACAGCCGAAUCAAGGACAACAGCACCCAGAGCCAUUGACCCCAUAUCGGAACCUCGACUCAAUAAACACGCCUGCAGAGUCCGACCAGAGCCCGCAAUUAAAAGCAAUUGACGGUGCCAUGGCUGCAAAUAUCCAAAAGAGUGCUCUCACCCCUGCGCCAUUUGAGGAGACAUUGAAGAGAAGAAAUGACCCGACGCGGUAUCUCACCUAUCUCCCUUAUGCCGGGAUCACGAACCAAUUCUAUGGAAUGCUUAGAGGCAUGGAAGUUGCCAAGGCCCUGGGUCGAACCCUGAUCAUCCCACCAAUCACUUCGUCGAGCCACGACAAAUCCAAACAAAACCAGCCCUGGUCUAAAUUCCUUGACCUGAAACGGUUCUCCCAGCUGACAGGGAUCAAAGUCGUCGAGUUUCAUGACCUGCGCGAUGCCGAACUCACGCUCUACAACGAAAUCCAGUGUCGGAUUACCUGCGGCUUUGGAUCCAAGCGCACGAUCGAUUUUACUGCCAAGGGGUUCCUGAGACAAUGGCGUCUCAAUGCGACACUGGGUCCGCUCCCUGAAGACGAUAGCAGGCUCGGAACUAUCGUGUCGACCUUGGAACCUUUCAGUCGCGACAAGUACCUCUGCAUUUCGAACACCUACAAGAUCGUGGUCCCCGAAAAAUCGGAAUGGGAGCGGUUCGGUCAGCACCUGCAUUUCACAGCCGAGUUGGAAGCCUUCGUACAACAGUUCUUGGACAAGAAUCUGAUCAAGAGCAAGCCCAAGGUUGAUCUUGACACCGGUCGAGAGAUCGAACCCGCUCGCCAUAGAUUCCUAGCGAUCCAUGCACGCCGCGGGGACUUUAGCAAGUACUGUGAAGGAAACUUUGCAGGCUCUAAGAUGGCUCACUGCCUGCCCUCCACAGAACAGAUCGCGGAGAGGAUUGACAUCGUCCAGGAGAGGUUGAAUCCAACCAAGGAUCCCGCAGAAAUCCUGCCUGUCUUUGUGGCGACGAACGAGCGUAACCCGGAGGAGCUGCGACGGUUUGCGAAUCUAGGGUGGAAGUAUUUGGACCAUGAGAAGAUGGGCACUGUCGAAGCACUAGGUGUCUUUGGGCCCAUGAUGGUUGACCAAGUGUUUAUGGCCUAUGCUGAGACGUUAGUCGGGAUCCAGAUGAGUACGUUUUCGCGCGUCGGCGCAUUGAGACAGCGGGACUGGUAUGCCCGUCAAGUCGAGUACAUGUAGAUAGAUACACAAAAUAAAUACAUCGAAACAUUUUAUUUCUUAGUU
Gamsiella multidivaricata is the source of this 1878-nucleotide messenger RNA. Its product is annotated as GDP-fucose protein O-fucosyltransferase-domain-containing protein. NCBI's taxonomy places the organism in Eukaryota, Fungi, Mortierellomycota, Mortierellomycetes, Mortierellales, Mortierellaceae. Gene Ontology annotation, molecular function: peptide-O-fucosyltransferase activity. The transcript has a single exon. The coding region runs from base 169 to 1833 and encodes 554 amino acids. The record is from RefSeq and is a predicted model, not a curated record. Gene Ontology annotation, biological process: protein O-linked glycosylation via fucose.